Molecule: messenger RNA, 2988 nt
Organism: Rosa chinensis
Lineage: Eukaryota; Viridiplantae; Streptophyta; Magnoliopsida; Rosales; Rosaceae
Product: receptor-like protein 2
Exons: 3
Coding region: 1-2988 (995 amino acids)
Biological process (GO): hormone-mediated signaling pathway
Cellular component (GO): plasma membrane
Molecular function (GO): protein binding
Source: RefSeq, a predicted model, not a curated record
AUGGCUCAUGCAUUCCCUUCCUUCUUGCUCUUGAUAUUCUCUUCCAAUAUCAUAUUUGAAAACAUUCAUGCUUGCAACCAAAGCGAACGCAGCUCUCUGCUGUUCUUAGCUCUCACUCUGUCUCCUCCUCAGUUGAAUUGGACUUCCGCUGAUUGUUGCAAUUGGGAAGGCAUUACUUGUAAUCGAGAUGGUUGGGUCACCCAUUUGCAAUUACCCUCCAAAGGGCUCAAACUAAAAGGAGGUAUUUUCCCCUCAUCAUCACUUGCAAAUCUCACACAUCUCACUCACUUGAAUCUCUCCCACAAUUCACUCUCUGGUUCUCUAGAUCAAACUGAAUUCUUCUUGUCCUUGAAUGAUCUCGAAAUCCUAGAUUUGAGCUAUAACCUUCUUAUUGGAGUGUUACCAUCUUCUCUACCAUCUAGUCAUAUUCGGAUGGUGGAUCUUUCCAGCAAUCGUUUACACGGUGCAGUUUCAUCUUCUUUUUUCCAACAAGCUUGGAAUUUGACUAGUUUCAAUGUCAGUAACAACACCUUUUCAGGUCCUAUUCCAUCCUCUAUUUGUCGUCCUCCUUCUUCCUCGUUACGACACCUUGAUUUUUCCUUCAAUAAUUUCAAUGGUAGUAUAUCUUCUGGAUUGGGGAGGUGUUCUAAACUGCAGGUCUUCCGUGCUGGUCACAAUUACUUGUCAGGAUCGCUUCCAGAAGAUAUGUUUAAUUUUACCACACUUGAAGAGAUUUCACUACCUCAAAAUUCAUUGUAUGGAGCAGUGAGUGAUAAAAUUUCCAACCUCACCAACCUCACAACCCUUGACCUCUCCUAUAACCAAUUGAGUGGUGUGCUCCCACUCCAUCUUGGGAAGCUCUCAAAGUUGAAACACAUACUCCUUGAUUUCAACUAUCUGGAAGGUUCAUUGCCCCUGUCUCUGAUGAAUUGCACAAACCUCGUUGAACUACGUUUGGGAACCAACAACUUAGGAGGUGAUCUCUCCAUGCUCAAUUUUUCCAAACUUAGCCAACUUAGUAAACUUGGCUUGCGGAAAAAUAACUUCUUUGGUAUCUUGCCGAGAAGCAUCUACUCGUGCAAGUUCUUGAAAGCAAUUCAUGUGAACUACAAUAAUCUAGAGGUUCAAAUACAGCCUGAAAUUCUUUCAUUGAAAUCCCUGUCCUACCUCUCACUUGGUUCGAACAAAGGUUUGACCAAUUUGACAGGGGCAAUGAAGAUACUGAUGGGUUGCAAACGUCUCGUACUCGUUUCGUUGGGAUCUAGUUUUUUAGGUGAGGAAAUGCCGAACGGUGUUGAAAUGGCAGAUUUUAAUGGAUUUCAAAAUCUUCGACAUUUAGAUUUGAGUUCAUGUAACCUUAGUGGUAUAAUUCCCUCAUGGCUAUCGAAGCUGAAAAUGUUACAGGUCUUGGGUCUGAGUCACAACAGAAUCACUGGCUCAAUUCCAAGUUGGCUCGGGACUCUUCCAAGGCUGCAAACUUUAUUCAUGGACUUCAACCAACUUUCUGGAGAAUUUCCAAAGGAAUUGUGCACACUACCUAUGUUAGUAUCUGCACAAACUGUAACUCAAGUAGGUCGUUUUUAUCUUGAACUGCCUGUCUACUAUCAUCCUAGUGCUGAUGCAAAACCUUUACAGUACAAUUAUAUACCUUAUGUCCCAGUUAUAUACCUAAGUCACAAUCGCCUUAGCGGGAAUAUACCUAUUGAGAUUGGCCAAUUGCAGCUUCUCCGAGUGCUGGAUCUUAGUGCUAACAAUUUCUCCGGCAACAUUCCAGACCAAAUAUCUAACCUGAAGAACAUUGAGAUACUGGAUCUCUCCAUGAACCAUUUGUCCGGAAAAAUCCCAGCAUCAUUCACAAGUCUUAAUUUCUUAUCAAGUUUCAAUGUCUCGUACAAUAAUCUCCGAGGACCAAUACCAUCAAGCACUCAACUCCAAAGUUUCAAUGCUUCUGCAUUUGAGGGGAAUCUGAAACUUUGUGGUGCCCCACUGCCAAAUAAGUGUCAGACAACAAAGGGUGUUGAUGCACCUGAUAUGAGCACCCAAGAUGCAGGCACCAAGGAGCAUCAAAUUCCAUGGUUUUAUGUUUUUGUAACACUUGGGUGCAUUACAGGAUUUUGGGGAGUCUGUGGUCCUUUAGUGCUGAUGAGAAAGUGGAGGCAUGCAUAUUACCAUUUCCUAGACAAUGUAAAAGACAGGUUCCAUGUGAUGAUAGCAAAGCGUAUGGCAAGCAUAAAGAGAAGUAUUUCUCCCGGACUAGGCAAGUGCUCCAAACUACGAGUUUUUCGUGCAGGCUACAGUAAUCUAACAGGGUUACUUCCGGAAGAUAUCUAUAAUGCUACCACGUCACUCGAAGAGAAUGAGUUGCCUAGUAAUUCCAUAUAUGGAGCCAUUAGUGAUAAAAUUGUCAACCUCACUGCCCUCAAUACUUUUGAUCUCUCUUAUAACCAUUUCAGUCUUGUUCUCCCUCCAAGUCUUGGGAAGCUCUCCAAGUUGAAAUUCCUAGUCCUUGAUUCGAACAAUCUAGAAGGUCCCUUGCCCCCUUCUUUGAUGAAUUGCACGAAGCUCGUAGAGAUACGUAUAGGAGCCAACAGCUUGGAAGGAGAUAUCUCCACGUUUAAUUUCUCCAAACUGAGUCAACUUAGUAAACUUGAUCUAGCGGUGAAUCUCCUCACCGGUACUGUGCCAAGGAGUCUUUACUCGUGCAAAUCCUUGAAAUUUCAACAAACGACAAUUGACCAAUGUCACAGGGGCAGUAAAGGUAUUAAUGGUUGCAAAAGUCUAGUAUUCCUCACCAUUUCAUCUAGUUUUCUAGGUGGUGAAAUGCCAGGUGAUGAUGGGAUUGUUGAAUUUGAUGGAUUCCAAAGUAUUCGACUUUUGGAUUUGAGUUCUUGUGGACUCACUGGUGAAAUACCUGGAUGGUUAUCUAAGCUGAAGAAGCUGGAGAUCCUGAAUCUGAAUUCUAAUAGAAUCACAGGGUCCAAUUCCUAG